ACUUUCCUUACCUCCAAUCUAUUUAAUUUUGCUUAUUAACCUAUAGAACCUGCAUAAUGUCUACAGCACCUGACGAGGGAAUGACAACGGAAGCAGGGGAGCAAAUUUCCCAAGAAGCCGUUGAAGAAGUCUACAACUUGAUAAUUAAAUUGCCCCGAAAUAUUGAUGACAUCAGGCUCACUCUCAAUCCUGCUGAAAGCGUACAAGAUAUCAAACAAAUUAUCAUGGAAUCACCUGAAACUUGUGCUUAUUCAUGCUUUUAUUUGUCACAUAACGGGAAGCGUUUGAAUGACUUUGUAGAAUUGAAGGAUGUUGAAGGAUUAACUACAGAAACUGAGUUAUACUUAGUUGAAGACACGUAUUCAGAGCGUGAUGUACGAGUCCAUAUCAGCCGACUCCGCGAUUUGUUAGCUGGACCUUAUAAACCUAACCCUUCCAGUAUUGGAAUUGAUCCUGCAAUCUCGUUUUUGACAGCUGUCACAGGCGAAAUUGAUGAAGCAAUUACUACCGACAGCAACGACAAAUCAGUUGACGAUCCCUUCUCAAAAGAGCCUCCACCAGAACAUGCCUACACAAACAUUACUGACUUAGAUGCACCCUCUCAACUAGCUGAUUUUGUCCCGAAAGAUUUCCGCAGAGUUGCACCUGAAUGCCUCAAAAGCCUAUCCCUUUCUGGAUGGAACCCAGUUCCCCACAGACAAAAAUUACAGGGCGACCUUCUUUAUUUGGUAGUCACAACUCUGGAAAAUGAAACAUUGCAUUUGACAGCCUCCACCAAAGGAUUUUUCGUUAAUAACUGUAGUCAAACAAAGUAUGACCCCUCUCCUAAGAAUAACGGAGCUGGCAAAUAUUCUGCCCACUCGUUGAUCCAUUUAUUGCAACAAUUAUCUCCACUUUUUGCUAAGAAAUUCUCAGAAUUGCAAAAUUUCAUUACUCGUCACCAUAUGUUGGAAGUUCUUCCUGUCAGCACUUAUCUUCCCGAUUAUCCUUGGGCAGUAGAACAACCAGAACACCUUUUCGAUCCAUCAAGGCCUUGUGAAACAUACUUGACCGCCGGUCUCGAUUCUGUCGAAGGGCUCCGUGAUUGGAAUGACGAACUGCAGUCUCAUCGGGAAUUGCCCAAGUCCACCAUGCAAGAACGUAUCCUCAGAGAACGUUUAGUGAACAAAGUGCAGUCUGAAUUCACUGAAGCAGCUAUUCGUGGUGCUAUGGCUGUAGUUGAUGGAUCCGUUAUUCCAUUGAAUCCCUUAGAUCCUGAGGAAUCACAUAUGUAUGUGCACAACAACAUCUUCUUUAGCAAAGGUAAUGAUGGCCGCAAUACCUUCGAUGAAUUAGGGGGAGAUGAAGCAGCCCAUGUCGCUACUGGCAAAGAUCUCGAAGGUGUCAAGAUCAUCAAUACAAUUGAACCGGAGAAUUUAUACACGUUGGGCAGCGUUAUUGUAGACUAUAAGGGUGCUCGUAUUGUUGCUCAAAGCAUAGUACCUGGCAUUUUCCGUCGUCAAGACGAGAAUUCUAUCAUCUACGGUUCAGUUGAUAAUGGUAUACAGAUUUCCUCGGAUGAAACCUUCCAUGAAAAUAUUGGAAAAGAUAUUGCCAAAUCACUUCACCUAGCCGAACACACUGUCAUUAACAAGGAAGGUGAUAAGGAGGUCCAAUUGUUCACUUCUCAAGAAACCAAGGGUUUGAUCGGGGCCGAUAAUCGUCGUUAUAUCCUAGACUUGUAUAGAUUAAAUCCAGUUGAUAUUGAGUUUCAAGAGAGCGAAUGUGUUGCAAAGGACGAUAAGCCGGCUUAUCCUCAUAAAUUGACCUUGUUGAGACAUGAAUUGAUGUCCUUGUUUUGGGAACACAAGUUCAGAAAAUGGCUUAAAGAAAAGACCGACCAAAUUCGAAAGGAAAGAGAAGCUUCAAAAUCGCCCGAAAUUGAGGGGGGAAAAGAAAAUGAGGAGGUCACUGGUGAUAAGAAAGAUGCAGUUGAUAAUGCUGCCGUGAUUGAAAAGAAAGAAGAAGUCGAAGAAGUCAAUGAGGAAGAUGAGAUCAAGAUAGACAUCAAUGAAUUCAAACUCCAGUUUAAUGCUGAUGUUUUCACUACUGCUCGACUCCCUGACAAUGACCAGACUAAACAGGAGCAAGAAGUCGUUUGGGAAGCAUCCAAGUUCUUGCGGGACGAAGUCAUUCCCAGCCUUGUGCUUGACUUUGUUUCCUAUGCCAUUUCUCCUCUUGACGGUGAUGCCUUGACGAAAGCUAUGCAUCGUCGAGGAAUCAACAUGCGUUAUCUCGGCAAACUUGCAGAGCUUGUUUUCACUAGCAAAGAAAAGCGAAUCGAUCAUAUUUAUAAGUUAAUUGUACAAGAAAUGAUUGUCCGUGCUUCUAAACGUCUGCUUCGUAAUUAUCUUGUCAAGUGCUCCACUGAAGAAGUCAGCCUUUGUAUUUCCCACUUCUUAAACUGCUUAUUGGGAAGUAAUUUUAAUAGCAAGCCAAAUCCUGUUUUACCUGAAGGUUCCAACCGAAACGACUUUGCCUGGGCUCAAAUUACACCUGCUGGCUUAAAGAAACUUAUUACUCAGCAAGUCUUUAUGCGUUUCCGUUACCAACUUGAAGACAAUGCUUUUGAACAAUUACGUUUCAUUCCUACACUUCGUGAUCUUUGCAAGCGUAUUGGUAUUCAAGUUGCAGCCUACAACUAUCGCACUGAAGCCUAUACUGAAGAUGAGAAAGCUGCGUUUGCUGCUGAAGAUGCUGCACGCCAAGCUGCAAUUGACCGUGCUAAACAAAAAAUGUCCAGCAGAAAAUCAUCAAAGAAACAUCAGCCUGAGACUCAACGUCCUGUAAGACGUACCACAACCUUCACUCCCGACGAUAUUUACAAUAUAAUGCCUACUGUUAAAACUGCUACUACUCGCAGUAUCUUUGCUGAAGAAACAUUUGAGGCAGGUAAGAUGAGUAUUGCUCAGGGCCACAAGGAGCUUGGUCUCGAACUUUUGUUGGAGUCUUUGACUCUACACGAACAGACAUACGGGUUUUUACACCCAGAAACCAGUAAAUGCUAUGCCGCUUUGGCUAUGAUCUAUCAUAACAAUGAAGAGCAUGAAGCCUCUUUGGAACUUCAACGCAAAGCUAUUAUAGCCUCGGAGAGAACAAACGGUGUUGAUGACCCUGAAACCAUCCAUCAUUAUUUAAAUCUUGGAUUGUUUGAGCACACAGCUGGACGUACUAAGCUUGCAUUAAAAUACAUCCGCCAUGCGUUUUACUACUGGAAUCUUUUGGUCGGGCCAAAUCACCCUGAAUCCGCCACCGCCGAUAAUAACGUCGGUGUGAUGCUCCAAACCAUUCGGGACUACGCUAAAAGUACAAAAUUUUUCGAAAGAGCUACAAAGACACAUGAGGCUGUAUUCGGUAAAGAUCAUGUCUUGACUGCCACAGGUUAUCACAUUCUUGCCAAAGCUUAUACCCUGGAAGCCAAGUUUAAGGAAGCCGCAGAGGCGGAAAAGAUUGCAUUUGAAGUGUUCAAUGAAAAGCUUGGGCCUGAGGAUGCACGCACAAAGGAUAGUCAAUUAUGGCUUCGAGAAUUAACAGCUAAUGCUAAUAUGUUAGCUCAGCAAAAGGCUAUAGAAGAACUCAAUGUCAAGAAUGGUGGUAGUAAAAUACUUCCCCAGCAGCUUGCUAAUGGAGCACCAGCAACUGUCAAACAUCCUGAAAUGUUGACUGCGGCUGCGGCUGCAAAGGCAUCGUCGUCAACAAUACCUCAAAAGCAACAUCAAACACACGAUGCAUCAUCAGCUGCCGCUACAAAUGAAGAUUCAAAGGAGCCAUCUAAAGGUCAUCUUCCUAUAGACGAGUUAUUAGAGUUCAUUAAUGGCGAAGAACAAGGCAAAAAAUCUAAUAAAAAGCCAAAGAAAUUAGCACACAAAAAACAACGCAAGUAAAGUCAGCAAUAUACAUGUAAUUUUAGAAUAUAUAUAAUGCUAUAGGCUAUUGUAAUAUAAUACAGAAGAUAUUCGAUUUAUUUAUUAUACAUAUCGUAUUUUAUAAAAAAUCCUAUUCUUUUUUUUUCCCUUUUUUCAACCUUUUCAUCCAGUAAAAGAUUUCUUGGUUUAUUAGGUAAUACCA
Mycotypha africana is the source of this 4107-nucleotide messenger RNA. Its product is annotated as clustered mitochondria-domain-containing protein. Lineage: Eukaryota; Fungi; Mucoromycota; Mucoromycetes; Mucorales; Mycotyphaceae. Gene Ontology annotation, biological process: intracellular distribution of mitochondria. Gene Ontology annotation, molecular function: mRNA binding; protein binding. The transcript is spliced from 9 exons. The record is from RefSeq and is a predicted model, not a curated record. Gene Ontology annotation, cellular component: cytoplasm. Bases 57 to 3923 code for a protein of 1288 amino acids.